Messenger RNA from Chondrus crispus (carragheen), 1378 nucleotides. RefSeq names its product AP-1 complex subunit mu. Gene Ontology annotation, biological process: intracellular protein transport; vesicle-mediated transport. Lineage: Eukaryota; Rhodophyta; Florideophyceae; Gigartinales; Gigartinaceae. Gene Ontology annotation, cellular component: cytoplasmic vesicle; clathrin adaptor complex. Bases 56 to 1378 code for a protein of 440 amino acids. The record is from RefSeq and is a predicted model, not a curated record. The transcript is spliced from 6 exons.
UUGACUUGAAGCUCAGACAGAAACUCUUCAGGCUCUAUUGCGAUUACGGCCCGUCAUGGUAGCCUCAGCAAUUUUCAUUUUAGAUUCACGCGGCAAGACACUAAUUAGCAGGAACUUCAGAGGGGAUGUGCCGAUUGAUAUUGUUUCAGAAUUCAAGUCGAAAGUUAUUCAUGCGGAAGAUGACUCAAAAAUAACCCCGUUCCUUCGCGUGGAAGAGAAGGGCGUAACAUUCAUCCAUAUUCGUCAUGCGAACAUCUUCCUCGUCGCGGUAACGAGAAAGAACUCAAAUGCAACGAUGAUCAUAACGUUUUUGUAUAAACUCAUUCAGGUUUUCACUGAUUACUUCAAGGAUGUCCAUGAGGAAUCAAUACGAGACAAUUUCGUGAUCAUCUACGAGCUCUUGGACGAAAUGAUGGACUUUGGCUUCCCUCAGAUAUCAGAAUCUAAAAUACUGCGAAAGUACAUCACACAGGACUACCGUGUUUCUGAAUCAGCGUCAUCCCUCCCGAUAGCUGCGACAAACGCAGUGUCGUGGAGAAACGAAGGUGUUAAACAUACAAGGAACGAAGUUUUUCUUGAUGUCAUUGAAAAGGUGAACAUCUUAGUCUCCGGGACCGGGAAUCUUCUUCGCUCCGAAAUUGUUGGAAAGCUAAUGAUGAAAUCAUACCUCAGUGGGAUGCCAAAUCUCAAACUUGGGCUGAAUGAUAGACUGCAAUUUGAGGCGAAUGCAGCAAACGGUGGAGAACAUCGAGGCAAAUCGGUAGAUUUAGAAGACAUCAAGUUUCAUCAAUGCGUGCGGCUGGCGAAAUUCGAAAAUGACCGUACGAUCUCAUUUAUUCCGCCAGAUGGCAUGUUUGAGCUCAUGAGCUAUCGGCUAAACACACAAGUUAAACCUCCAAUAUGGAUCGAUGCGGUGAUUGAAAUGCGUGCAACUAGAGUGGACUAUGUUGUGAAGGCACGGACACAGCUGAAGCCGAGAGCAAUAGCGAACAACGUGAAAAUUUUCGUCCCCGUGCUCCCGGAUGUUGUGGCACCCUCCUUCAAAUGCACUUCUGGGAAGGCUAAGUAUGCCCCAGACAAGGAUGCGGUGGUAUGGUCGCUUAAGCAAUUCAAAGCAGGUCGUGAUGCUGUGAUGCGCGGUCACUUUUCGUUGCCGAGCAUCGGGAAAGAUCAAGAACGAGAGAAUUCUACUAAGAGACCGAUCACGGUCGAAUUUGAAGUUCCAUAUUUUACAAUCUCCGGCUUGCAAGUACGGUUUCUAAAGGUCGUUGAGAAAUCAGGGUACAACGCUGCGCCGUGGGUACGUUACAAGUUGAUCAGUGGUGAUUACCAGAUCAGAAUGACGGAUUGUUUUCCGUCUUGUGAUUGGCUCCUAUAG